AUGUCUACCCAAGAGGCUUCAGACUCAACCAGCCGUCGCCCUCUUACCAUCUUCACGACCCUCGCUUUCAACCGCGGGCAACUAGAGCUAGAAGAGAAUAAGCCUUUCGCGAAGUUGAUCGCACCAUUUGGCUCCUGCGAGGAGGGAUCUCCUAAUCUUGGCAUCGACCCGCGGUUUAAACUCGAUGAAAGGGAUAUCGUCCUUCGAAAGACCAGAUGGGCUACUACCACUAGUAAUAACUUGGAGCAAAUCCUGAGGGCGCAGGAUAUUGAUACUGUUGUCAUUUCUGGACUGACUCUCUCAGGGGUCGUAAUGGCUACCGUCUAUCGACUUUUCGAUCUCGAUUGCAACAUCUACGUAAUUGCAGACAACGUGUUAGAACUCCCUCUCGACCAAAAUAAGGCUUUCUCGAAGGUCAUGCUUGAAACUCUUCUUCCGAGAAUGAACGUUGGGGUCAUUUCUCUUGCUGAAGCACCCGAAGCAAUUGAUGAGAUCUGA
Penicillium subrubescens is the source of this 498-nucleotide messenger RNA. RefSeq names its product cysteine hydrolase family protein. The coding region runs from base 1 to 498 and encodes 165 amino acids. NCBI's taxonomy places the organism in Eukaryota, Fungi, Ascomycota, Eurotiomycetes, Eurotiales, Aspergillaceae. The transcript is spliced from 3 exons. The record is from RefSeq and is a predicted model, not a curated record.